UUUUACAAGGUAGGGAAACGUGGGUUUGAUAAAAUUGUAUAUUUCCAUAUUUAAAUUACACCAAUUUCUUUGAAAAAGUUAAUAAAAAAAAAAAAAAAUCUUUAUCUAUUAAUAUUACGAAGUUUAAUACAGUAAUAAUACUCCUAAUAAGUACUCCGUAGUUUGCAGUACAAUUGAUCUCCACUUAUUCAUAGAGUGUGUCCCCCGACAAUUCUGGUAAAGUGAGUUGAAGAAAAAUCUGGUCAAGUUUCUUCCAAACAAAAAGAGGAGAGAUAAUGUCUGAACAACCAGUUAACCUUCGAUGCCAGAGAAUCGGCUGCAAUGCUACCUUUACGCUCGAUCACAAUCCAGAAGGUUCUUGCGUUUUCCACGAUUCGGGACCUUUAUUUCAUGAUGGAAUGAAAGAAUGGAGCUGUUGCAAGAAAAAAAGUCAUGACUUUAGCUUGUUUAUGGAUAUUCCAGGAUGCAAAACGGGUAAACACACAACUGAGAAACCUGUGCUCACUAAGCCUGCCCCAAGAUCUAGGAACCCCACAGCUGUUCCUAGUCCCAUCUCAGCUCCUACAACAGCUACAUCAGCAAAAGAAACUUGCUCUAGAUGCAGGCAGGGAUUUUUCUGCUCAGACCACGGUUCACAGCCAAAACCUAAACCUGUGGUACCACAGGCGGUCACUGCUGCAGAAGUGACUGUAAAUGCUUCUGCUCAUCCCCGGAAGACAAUCAGCAUAACUGAGCCUCAAGUUUGUAAGAAUAAGGGUUGCGGUCAAACUUUUAAAGAGAUAGAUAAUCAUGAUACUGCAUGCAACCAUCAUCCAGGGCCUGCUGUUUUCCAUGACCGAAUGAGAGGAUGGAAAUGCUGUGAUGUUCAUGUGAAGGAAUUUGACGAGUUCAUGAGCAUUCCACCUUGCACUAAGGGAUGGCACAAUGCUGAUCCUUCAUCCUAGAAAACGUGUUUUUGCUCUUUCCCAUGAAGUUUCAUGACGAGUUGAUCAAAUUCAAACUACCUGACCUGCUUUGGGGGACUAACUGUUCUUGUAAUUUAUGUUUAGCUUCUGCCUUUUAUUUCAAGCUAUUCUUACCUUGAUUAGAUAGCAGUUUCAAACUUUUAAGAGGUUCUGCCGUGUUUGAUAGCAACAGCAUGGAAACCCAAACUGUGAAAAAUGAAUGCCUUUAUAGGCACAUUUAGUAGCUCCAACAUGUUUCGGGCAUGCCCCGAAUUGAGCAAUUUAUGCCUGUUGUAUGUUGUAAUAUCAAUUGCAGACAUGUCAAGCUGAAAAGACAUUUUCACGGAA
Chenopodium quinoa (quinoa) is the source of this 1292-nucleotide messenger RNA. Its product is annotated as cysteine and histidine-rich domain-containing protein RAR1-like. Lineage: Eukaryota; Viridiplantae; Streptophyta; Magnoliopsida; Caryophyllales; Amaranthaceae. Gene Ontology annotation, molecular function: Hsp90 protein binding. The transcript has 6 exons. Gene Ontology annotation, biological process: defense response to fungus; defense response to bacterium. Gene Ontology annotation, cellular component: nucleus; cytoplasm. The record is from RefSeq and is a predicted model, not a curated record. The coding region runs from base 276 to 944 and encodes 222 amino acids.